CAGCAAUCAUCCUACUCGUAUUCCUACAUUAUAUUCUCAACAUGGCGCAAAAACGAGCAGAGCAGAUCGCUGCCCACCUCAACUAUCCCAAGGGUCUGCUUUCCGGACAGACCGCCAUCAUCACCGGCUCGGCACAAGGCAUUGGCGCCGAAGCGGCCCGGUUGUUCGCGAACGAAGGCGCAAAGGUUGUAAUCUCGGAUAUUGACGCUGAGAAGUCCAAGGCGACGGCCGACAGCAUCAAUAAGGAGGGCGGCCAGGCGCUUGCCGUUCCCGGCGACAUCUUGAGCGAUGAGUACAUUGACGAUCUGGUCAAGAAGGCCGCGGAGUUUGGCGGAGGCAAGAUUCAUAUCAUUGUCAACAACGCGGGCUUUACCUGGGACGGCGUAAUCCAUAAGAUGACCAACAAGCAAUGGGACACAAUUCUCUCCCUCCACGCAGGCGCUCCUUUCAAACUUGUCCGCGCUGCGGCGCCCUACUUCCGCGUCAAAGACGGCGAGCCGAGAAAUAUCGUCAACAUUUCCUCCACCUCCGGCCUGAAUGGCAACCCGGGACAGGCCAACUACUCCCUCGCCAAAGCCGGCGUCACCGGUCUCACCAAGACGAUUGCCAAGGAAUGGGGUCCCCAGUUUGGCGUCAGAGCCAACACUAUCGGGUAUGGCCAGAUUGCAACUCGCUUGACUGCUGCGAAGGAGCAGGGUGGUCAUGUUACGCUUGGCGAUGGAACAAAGAUCGCUCUGGGUAUCCCUCAGGCCCAGCUAGACGGAAGAAAAGACAGCGCGUUCCAGGACAUUCCGCUCCGCCGCCCCGGCACCGCGACCGAGGCCGCCAGCGCCAUUCUCGCCGUCGUCAGCCCGUACAUGAGCUAUGUCACUGGCCAAACGAUUGCUGUGACGGGCGGGAGGAACAUGUAAAAGUAGUCGACGCUUACUCUAUCUGGAAUAUACUCGAAAACUAUCAUUCAU
Molecule: messenger RNA, 962 nt
Organism: Neohortaea acidophila
Lineage: Eukaryota; Fungi; Ascomycota; Dothideomycetes; Mycosphaerellales; Teratosphaeriaceae
Exons: 4
Coding region: 42-911 (289 amino acids)
Source: RefSeq, a predicted model, not a curated record